AUAUAUGAUCUAAGCUAACAUCGACAAUUCGACAACCACUAUUACGACAUAUGUCAUAGACCUAACUAAUAGACGGUACGUGGUUGUAUUUCCGGCGUCCAAGCGUGACGGCGCUGAUCAAGGUAGUACACCGUACACCGCACAUUCACACGGGACCUAUCGGAUUGUACAACAAUUCAUUUUCAAUUUUACUUCCGUGUACUAUCACAAUGGUAUAUCACCGUGUUACUGUUAUCAUACUAGUUCUGAUUUGAAAUUUUCAACUGUUUCAACAAGUUUUUUUCUUGAGUUUUGCCGAUUUUACUUAUUUUUAUUGUUUAACUUAGUUCAACUUUCAAGUUUCUAUUAAGAUGCCUAGGAAGUGUGUCAUUUGUAAUGUUUAUGAUAAAAAUAGUGACCAAUCAUUUUAUUCCUUUCCUAAGGAUGAAGGUCGCAAGAAGUUGUGGUUAAAGGCUUGUGGAAUUAACCUUUAUCUACCAUCAUACAGAGUUUGUGAGGCUCAUUUUUCUGAUGAAGACUUUUUACCAAGUGGUUGCUUAAAAAGUAUUGCUAUUCCAGUAAAUAAUUCUAAACAGCCAGAAUUAUUAGAAUCCACAAAUACAGUUUUUGAGUCAACUUCUCAAGAAACUCUGUCGCCCGACAAAAUCUCAAUCGCAUCAACAGAUAGUAUUUGUGAUACUCCAAAAAAGCGAUGUUCUAGUGAAUUGCCUGAUGUGAGUUCAAGUCAAAAACGGAAAAGAUAUAAUCCAGAUAUGAUUGGGAAUUUAUUGCCAAGUCACUUUAAUACACCAAGGAAAGCUAAAAAGAAUUUAGAAAUGGUAAAAUAUAAGUUCAGCCAAAUACAAAGCCAAAAUGUAAAUUUGAAAAAGCAGGUGAAGAGACUGCAGAUGAAGCUCAAAACAUAUGAUGACCUUAUCCUUCAACUGAAAAGUAAAAAUUUCAUAUCUGAAAAUGCAUCUGUACAUCUAAAGUUCAAGCAGAGAGGUGGAUUCAACAACAAUACUUCCUGUAAACAGUUUAAGUCAGCAUAUAAGAAAUUAUUAGUUCACAAUGAAAUAAGUGGAUCACAAAAUGGUAACUGUAUUGCUAUACUUGAUACAACACAAAGAUCUGUAGUGCAAGUAGGACCAGAUAGUAUUAUAAGCAAUGAGAGUGAACAAGGCAUAAAUAUAUCUGACCAUGAUUAUUCUAGAACAAUACAUAGGAUAACUCCUUUUUAGAUGAAGUGACAAGUUACAUAUCUGGUUUUGUUGUUAAACAUUUUUUUAAAAAAAUCAACUGCAAUAUUUGUCAUAAAUAUCUAAUUGAUGAUUCGGAACAUAUAUUUAAAUUAAUAAGUGAAAAGGAUAAAAAUAACACCUUAAUUAAACCAAGCCAAGAUAAUGUUGAAAUUUGCCAAGAAGCAGAAACCGUUUUUCGAGCUCACAAUGUUUUUUUGCCUGAUAUCAAAUCAAAAAUUUUCUUUAAAAUAAAAAACAAUAUUUAUCAAAAACCAGAAAAGAGCUCAAUAAUCAUUGUCUGGAUCAGCAACUAUUUAAUUCUCAUCAGAUCAAAUAAUAAGUCUCACUGAAUUAACAUAUAUAAAUUUAAGAUUUCACCAUGCAGCUUCACCAAAAGAAGAAAAAAAAUAGUAACUCGGUAAGAAAAAAGUUUACAAUACUUAUUUUAUUUAGAAAUGAAUAAUAUACAUAUGUAGCUUAAAAUUAAAUUUUUUUUAGAAAUAUUGACAAACUUUUUGUGUACAUUAUUGACUAGUUUUUUUGACUGAAUUAUACUAUUAUUAUUUAUUAUAUUUUGUUCAAUUAUAUCAUGUUUGCAUUAUUUAAACUGCACUGUUUACUGUUGAGUAUAAAUUAAUCAAUUCAAUGAUAUUAUAGAAUAUUAUAUACCUAUUAACUAUG
This is a messenger RNA of Acyrthosiphon pisum (pea aphid), 1901 nucleotides long. RefSeq lists its product as uncharacterized. The transcript has 5 exons. Bases 351 to 1220 code for a protein of 289 amino acids. The record is from RefSeq and is a predicted model, not a curated record. Lineage: Eukaryota; Metazoa; Arthropoda; Insecta; Hemiptera; Aphididae.